AGCCUCCCGCGUGACUUAUCAAAUAUGAAAGGGAUUUUUAAAUACUGUGGCACCGACGAUGGAGACUCGGGGAGAUUCGAGUGAGCUGCUAGACAGUGAAAGACCACGGAAGAGACCGCAGCAAAGUAUAUUUUUCCGAUCGUGACGUGGUGAAGUAAGAUAUCCAAGAAAGAGACGCUCGGUUUGCUGUGUAGAAAGAGGCUUAAAGUUUGGUUACCAGAUGCUGAGAUGAGGUUUACCCGCAUGACAACUGAAAACAGACGUUUGCAGCCUUGAAACUCAAAAAUGAGCUGGGCUGUGGGAACUCAGUGUGUGACAAAAAAGGACCACACAAAGCCUAAAUGUGGCGAGCUGCUCUAUCACAAAGGGGACCUCAUCACUGUCCUAAAUAAAACUAUGAAAGAGGGGGUUUACUUGUCCAGGCACAACACCACAGGAGAAGAGGGUCUCAUUAAUGCCACUGACCUGAAGGAAAGAAAGGCCAUUCAAGAGACCCCCAACCUCAGCCUAAUGCCCUGGUUUCAUGGGAAGAUCUCAGGCCCAGAGGCUGUGUCUAAACUGCAGCCUGCUCAAGACGGCCUGUUCCUGGUUCGGGAAUCGAUCCGACAUCCAGGAGACUACGUUCUCUGUGUUGCUGUUUCUGCAAAGGUGAUUCACUAUCGCGUCUUUUACCAUGACAACAAGCUCACCAUUGACCACCAACAGUUUUUCUACAACCUCAUCGAUAUGGUUGAGUUUUACUCCAAAAACAAAGGAUUCAUUGCCACCAGAUUACUCAAGCCUAAACCAAAAACAGGAACCAAGUCUGCAGAAAUAGAACUGUCUAAAACUGGAUGGCUUCUGGACAUAAAUAAACUUACUGUAGGAGAGAGAAUUGGGGAGGGCGAGUUUGGAGCUGUUUAUGCAGGAGACUAUAUGGGCCAGAAGGUGGCAGUAAAGAUCAUAAAAUGUGACGUGACAGCUCAGGCCUUUCUACGGGAGACCACUGUCAUGACAAAACUUCAGCACAAAAACUUGGUUCGUCUGUUGGGCGUUAUCCUGAACAGAGGACUGCAUAUUGUGACUGAGCUCAUGGAAAAGGGAAAUCUGGCAAACCUGCUCAGAUCCAGAGGCCGUUGGGUUGUGAGAGUAGGCCAGCUGCUGCAGUUUGCUCUAGACGUGUGCGAGGGGAUGGAGUAUUUGGAAUCUGUGAAGCUAGUGCAUAGAGAUCUGGCUGCUCGAAAUGUUCUGGUUUCUGACAACAGUGUGGCCAAGGUCAGUGACUUUGGCCUGACUAAGGUGCACUCAAAGACUUCAGAUAACGCCAAACUGCCCAUCAAAUGGACUGCCCCAGAAGCCCUUACAAAACAGAAUUUUUCCACCAAAUCAGAUGUUUGGAGUUAUGGUAUACUUCUUUGGGAGAUUUUCUCAUAUGGUCGUCAGCCAUACCCUACGAUGAACGUGGCAGAAGUGAAAGAGAUGGUUGAAGCUGGUUAUCGUAUGGAGGCUCCUGAGGACUGUCCCGCUGACCUGUACUCUGUGAUGAGGCUGUGCUGGGAGCAGGAACCACGCCGCAGACCCUCCUUCCAAAAACUGAGACAUAAACUAGAGCAAGAGAUGAGUCAAAAUAACACAAGCCCUGCAGCCUGCUCAAGAAGAGCACUGUAAGGGCCAGCCAUGAUCAUGUCACUCAAAUGUGACAUGCUUAUUAACUAGUAAAAUUAUUGUACUAAACAUUAUGGAGGGGCUCAUUCACACAUGUUAGAUUGCCUAAUUUUAAGUAAUGGUUUAAUUUAUGUUUUUAGGAUUCAGUAUAGUAACAUCAGUAUAAUUAUUUUUCUCAAGGGCGAUCCAUUGGUUUUGGUGACAUCACUUCUUAGAGUUCUGAAAAGAUUUUUUGUGGACUUUUCAUAUUCAAAAGAUAUAAUUUAUUUUUGAAAGUGUUGAAAUUACACAGCAAUUAAUGGAUGAUACCAUUAUCAUAUAUAAAGAAUUGCACACAAUA
This is a messenger RNA of Boleophthalmus pectinirostris (great blue-spotted mudskipper), 1984 nucleotides long. RefSeq names its product megakaryocyte-associated tyrosine kinase (gene matk). The record is from RefSeq and is a predicted model, not a curated record. The coding region runs from base 286 to 1647 and encodes 453 amino acids. Gene Ontology annotation, cellular component: signaling receptor complex. Lineage: Eukaryota; Metazoa; Chordata; Actinopteri; Gobiiformes; Gobiidae. The transcript has 12 exons. Gene Ontology annotation, molecular function: protein binding; transmembrane receptor protein tyrosine kinase activity; ATP binding. Gene Ontology annotation, biological process: multicellular organism development; cell surface receptor protein tyrosine kinase signaling pathway; protein phosphorylation.